This is a messenger RNA of Labeo rohita (rohu), 2075 nucleotides long. RefSeq names its product heterogeneous nuclear ribonucleoprotein C (gene hnrnpca). The record is from RefSeq and is a predicted model, not a curated record. Gene Ontology annotation, cellular component: nucleus. The transcript has 10 exons. Gene Ontology annotation, molecular function: RNA binding. The coding region runs from base 537 to 1364 and encodes 275 amino acids. NCBI's taxonomy places the organism in Eukaryota, Metazoa, Chordata, Actinopteri, Cypriniformes, Cyprinidae.
GACCUAAAAUCACUCGUUAAAACAGUAAACCUACUAUAGUACGUCUUUGUAAUUAAAAAACACUAGGCAGGUCAGCGUUGCGUGGUUUAUACGAGAAGACCUUUUAGCAAAAAUAAAAUGAUGACUUUUAACUUGAAAAACGCGUGGCGACCUUUUAUGUCGUAGCAGAUUGACUGCUCGCGGCGAAUUCACAGUUGUUGCCUUUUUGCAGGCAGUGAAAGAUAAUUGAUCUUUCCCCAAAUAGCGCAUUUUAAAUAUUCGGUUUAAAUUAAUUGGUACACAUUGCCACCGCGGGAAGCUGUUGGAGGUGCUGCUCACUGGUUGAGUGCUAAUAUUGUCGUUUUGGUUGAGAGCAAUCUACACUUUGGCCUGCUCGCACUGACAAACAGACAACUGCCCUGCACUGACGCUAUGGAACCAUCACAAACAGCAUCAGUCGUCCUCCCAGCACUAGUCAGCUGUUGGCCAGCAACGUCACAAAUAAGACAGACCCCCGGUCGCUGAACUCAAGGGUCUUCAUUGGGAACCUAAAUACUAUGCUAGUUACCAAGGCAGACGUUGAAGCCAUUUUUAGCAAAUACGGCAAGAUUGUGGGCUGCUCUGUGCAUAAGGGCUACGCCUUCGUCCAGUACGUCAACGAGAGGAACGCACGGGCGGCUGUUGCAGGAGAAGACGGCCGGAUGAUUGUUGGACAGGUGCUUGAUAUUAAUUUGGCAGGAGAGCCCAAACCUCACAGGUCGAAAACAACAAAGCGAUCGGCUGGAGAUAUGUACAGCGGUAGUUCUGCCUUCGAGCUUGAUUAUGAUUUCCAGAGAGAUUACUAUGACAGAAUGUAUUCAUACCCUUCUCGUGUGCCCCCUCCACCACCUCCUCCUCUCUCACGGGCGGUGGUCCCUUCCAAACGUCCACGGGUCAGUGUGAGUGGGGGAACCAGCCGCCGCACCAAGUCCAGCUUUUCCACUUCAUCCAAGAGCAGCCAACGAACAUCUUCUCGAACACUGAAAGCUGAUGACCUCCAAACUAUUAAGAGAGAGCUUGCUCAAAUCAAACACAAGGUUGACUAUCUUCUGGAGAGUCUGGACAGGAUGGAGAAAGACCACAGCAAGAAAUCUGAGGGGAAGAGUGUGAAGGGAGAAGCGGGUGAGGCUUCCUCCCUUCAGCAUUCCAGCAAGAAAGACAGAGAGAGGGAAGAGCAGGAGAUAAAUGAUUCAGAAGAGGAGAGAGAUUUGUUGGAAGAAGACGAGGAGGAAGAGGUUAAAAGCCAAGGAGCAGAGAACGAAGAAGAAGAAGAGGGAGAGGAGGAAGAGGGCGAGCACGAAGAAGGGGAAGAUGAUGGUGACAGCAUUAAUGGCGACGACUCGUAGGUUGUUUUAAACCCUGUGGAUACGAGACACGCACUAAAAAUUCAACCCUUUCAGUUCUUUUGAAAGGUUGAAGCCAGUCUUUAAAAGAUUUGUCUGUUAUAAUGUAGAUGCCUGCACUCCUGUAAUUACUGACACUACAGUUACAUCAGUUUCACUGAUGUCAGUUUAUUUUUCAUGUUAGCAUGACAUCUGUUCAGGCUUUUGAAGUGUCCCUCAACCUUGAUGAAGACAAACGUUUGUUUUCAGACAACGGAAACUAUUACAUUCUCCAGUUAUUCUUAAUCAUUCUGUCUUGAACCUGAGAGUUGUUUUUAUUUUUCACUAGCAGAAUAUGUCCGUUAUGUAUUCUCAGAGUGAAACUGGCCUGAUCUCUGUUUGCCCUGUGUGUCUUAUGGGAUUUUUUUUUUCCUGUGAGCAAAGAUAAAAUUUGUAUUUUAAAAGGGAAACUUGAGUGGCUCCGGUAUUACAGAGAGCCAAUGAAGUUUCCAGGAAACAUAUAUGUUUGUAUUUACCUGUAUUUUUUAUAUUACCCUGUUUCAGAAUAAUUCUACAGGAAAAUUUUAAUAAAAUAUUAAAUUAAAAAAAUGUUUUCAGCUUUGCAAACAUAUAACACUCAUGCAGGCUUGAUAACACUGGCAAAUAUUUGAUCACUUGUCAGCACCAAUAGCCUUGUGGGCACAAUAAAGACAAAAAGAUAAAAAAAAAUACACA